ACAAAUGUAAAAUUUUAUGUCUAAACAUAACCUAUGUCCAAACGGGUCAUUCAAUUUAAAUCCAAAAGAUUAUAGUUCUAUAUUUUUAUUUUUUUUCAAAAUUCAAUUGGAAGAUACCUUCCUUAAGCAAAGCAAACUCCUUGAACCAAAAACAAUCAGCUUCAAAGUCAUCUUCACUAAACGACGUCGUAUUUAACGCUUCCAAUGCCAUAAGCGUUUCCACUAAAGCUAGCCUUUUACACGAAAGCGAGCCUUUCACACAUUUCUAUAACAGCAAUUAUCGAAGGAUCCGACCCGAUUCGUCUACACAUAUUCGGGUCGACCCGUUAUGGCUGCUACCGUAUCCAAUAAACCCAACUCCGAUAGCCGGACGACGGCGAAAACCGCCGGAAAAGUGUGGUUUUAUUCACUCCUUCUCACCUUACAGUAUGGUGCUCAGCCCCUCAUAUCUAAACGCUUUGUCAGGCGUGAAGUGAUAGUUACUUCAUCUGUUUUGACGUGUGAAGUAGUCAAGGUUAUUUGUGCUCUUAUUCUCAUGGCAAAAGAAGGCACUUUGAAGAAAAUAUACAGGGAAUGGACCUUAUUUGGUUCUUUGACUGCAUCUGGACUGCCUGCGGCUAUCUAUGCACUACAGAACAGCUUGUUGCAGAUCUCCUAUAAAAAUCUUGAUUCACUCACAUUUUCAAUCUUGAACCAGACAAAACUGUUCUUCACAGCCUUAUUUACUUACAUGAUUUUGAGGCAGAAGCAAUCUAUUCAACAAAUUGGGGCUCUUUUCUUGUUAAUCAUGGCAGCUGUCCUUUUAAGUGUUGGUGAAGGCUCCAGCAAAGCUUCCAGUAGUAGUAACCCUGAUCAGAUCUUAUUCUAUGGAAUUGUACCAGUUUUGGUUGCGUCUGUGCUCUCUGGUCUGGCAUCUGCAUUGUGCCAAUGGGCAUCUCAGGUUAAGAAACACUCAUCUUACCUGAUGACUGUGGAGAUGUCCAUUAUUGGGAGUCUCUGCUUGAUAAGUAGUACUUCCAAGUCUCCAGAUGGAGAAGCUAUUAAACAGCAUGGAUUCUUCUAUGGGUGGACUGCAUUAACUUUGAUUCCCGUUGUGUUAAAUGCGGUUGGUGGAAUUCUUGUGGGGCUUGUGACUUCAUAUGCUGGUGGUGUUAGAAAGGGAUUUGUCAUUGUGUCUGCGCUUCUUGUCACUGCUCUGCUCCAGCUCAUCUUUGAUGGAAAACCUCCUUCACCAUACUGCCUAGUGGCACUUCCAUUGGUGAUGAUUAGCAUAAGCAUAUACCAAAAAUAUCCAUACCGUGUUAAGAAGAAGCAAGUGUGAAUCUUGAAUACACCAUAUGACGGCUCUUUAAGUAUAUUUGCCAACAUUGGCAAAGCGUACAGUUGCUUUUACUUAUCUAACAAGAAAAGAGUGCUUAGAGUUGACAGAUACUAUUUGAGGAGUUUCAACUCUACCUCAGGACUGGGACAUUGAGUUAAAAAUCUUUCUACUAGAUAUAUCUGCAUUUGAUGUAUAUCGAUGGGUUCAGCAUGAUUCAGCCUUGAGUACAGAGAAUUGGAUAAUUUCUGGCUGGAAACUCCUAUAUGUGCUAUUGGCCUUUCUGAGAAAAUUAAGUGGCACACUGAAGCCGCGAGUUGAAGUUUAGUUUGAGCUCGUAUUCAAGUGUAAAGAGAAAGAUGGCUUUUCUAUUAUAUCGUCUUCUCAUAUUAAACUUCAGUAUAUUUUGUUCACUUUAAUUGUUUCUACAUAGUAUAUUUGUUGUGUUUUGUUGUCUGAA
Messenger RNA from Capsicum annuum, 1778 nucleotides. RefSeq names its product UDP-N-acetylglucosamine transporter ROCK1. Lineage: Eukaryota; Viridiplantae; Streptophyta; Magnoliopsida; Solanales; Solanaceae. Gene Ontology annotation, cellular component: Golgi membrane. The record is from RefSeq and is a predicted model, not a curated record. The coding region runs from base 329 to 1321 and encodes 330 amino acids. Gene Ontology annotation, molecular function: pyrimidine nucleotide-sugar transmembrane transporter activity. The transcript has 7 exons. Gene Ontology annotation, biological process: pyrimidine nucleotide-sugar transmembrane transport.